GGGGAGCGGGCACUAUUUGACGCGCGGAGGGAUCGCGGAAGCCCCGCAGGGGGUGGCGAGGCCGAGCAGCCAUGUGCUUCUUUGUUUACAAAAGCAGGAGUGAGGAGACGGCGGCGCGGCGUGGGGAGCAGCGCCGGGAAGGAGCCCCGAGUCGCGGCGAGAGCUCGGUGCCACGGGGCCGCCCUUGUCCCCGGCCGGCCGGCCGGCUGGGCGGGCGGAGGAAGCGCGGCGAGGGAGGUGCCGGGCAGCCGAGCUCCGUGCGGCGGGCGUGGGGUGGUUUGCGAGUUCGGCGACCGCGCUCCUGAUGAAGCUGCAAUGUCUGAGGUCCGCGUGUGUGUUUGUCCCGGUGUUGGUGGGCUCUCUUCCCUCCCCGAUCCGAGUUCAGGCUCAGUUUUAAAGACGGAAGAACGGCCGUGGAUUGAAGUUCGUGGGCGCCAUGUGCGGCACUGUUUACUAGUGGACAUUGACUCCCUCUCCAACAAAGAGAUCAGCGCGGACACGGAGAAGUGCAGGAAGUUCCUGCAGGAGUUCUACACUGAGGAUGACGCUGGGAAGAAGGUCUUCAAGUACGGCGUUCAGCUGGUGUCGGUGGCUCACAGGGAGCAGGUGUCCCUGGUGAUCGACCUGGACGAUGUCGGGGAGGAGGACCCCGAGCUGGUGGAGAGCGUGUGCGAGAACACGCGCCGCUACGCCGGCCUGUUUGCCGACGCCGUGCACGAGCUGUUGCCCGAGUACCGGGAGAGAGAGCAUGUGGCCAAGGACUCCUUGGACGUCUACAUCGAGCACCGGCUGCUCAUGGAGCAGAGAGGUCGUGACCCCAGCGACACCCGGGACUCCCGGAACCAGUACCCGCCUGAGCUGAUGAGAAGAUUCGAGGUGUACUUCAAGCCCCCCAGCACGAUGAAACCAAGAGGGGUGCGCGAUGUGAAGGCCGACAGUAUCGGGAAGCUGGUGACGGUGCGCGGGAUAGUGACCCGGACGACGGAGGUCAAGCCCAUGAUGGUGGUCGCCACCUACACCUGUGACCAGUGUGGCGCAGAGACGUACCAACCGAUCCAGUCCUCCUCCUUCAUGCCGAUCAUCAUGUGCCCCAGUCAGGACUGUGUCACCAACAAGUCAGGAGGGCGGCUUUACCUACAGACUCGUGGGUCAAAGUUCAUCAAGUUCCAGGAGCUCAGGAUUCAGGAGCAUAGUGACCAGGUGCCGGUGGGGAACAUCCCGCGCAGCAUGACGGUGUUUGUGCGCGGUGAGAACACUCGGCUGGCCCAGCCCGGGAACCAUGUGGCCAUCUCUGGCAUCUUCCUGCCCCAGCUGAAGAGCGGCUUCAGGCAGGCCGUGCAGGGCCUGCUGUCAGAGACGUACCUGGAGGCCCACAGGAUCAUCAUGAUGAACAAGACUGAGGACGACGAGCUGGGCACUGAGGAGCUGAGCGAGGAGGAGCUGCGACAGAUCACAGAGGAGGAUUUCUACGAGAAGCUGGCCGCCUCCAUCGCCCCUGAGAUCUACGGCCACGAAGAUGUCAAGAAGGCCCUGCUGCUGCUGCUGGUGGGCGGGGUGGAGCAGGCGCCCCGCGGCAUGAAGAUCAGGGGGACCAUUAACAUCUGCCUGAUGGGCGAUCCCGGAGUGGCCAAGUCCCAGCUGCUGUCCUACAUUGACCGGCUGGCCCCGCGCAGUCAGUACACCACAGGUCGCGGCUCCUCCGGGGUGGGGCUGACGGCGGCAGUGAUGCGGGACCCGCUGACAGGCGAGCUGACCCUGGAGGGCGGGGCGCUGGUGCUGGCGGACCAGGGCGUGUGCUGCAUCGAUGAGUUCGACAAAAUGAUGGACGCCGACCGCACCGCCAUCCACGAGGUGAUGGAGCAGCAGACCAUCUCCAUCGCCAAGGCGGGCAUUAUGACCUCCCUGAACGCGCGCUGCUCCAUCCUGGCGGCAGCAAACCCCGCGUACGGCCGCUACAACCCCCGCAAGACGGUGGAGCAGAACAUCCAGCUGCCGGCGGCCCUGCUGUCGCGCUUCGACCUGCUGUGGCUGAUCCAGGACCGGCCCGACCGCGAGGGCGACCUGCGGCUGGCCCAGCACAUCACCUACGUGCACCAGCACUGCCGCCAGCCCCCCUCCCACUUCACCCCCAUCGAAAUGAAGCUCAUGAGGCGCUACAUCGCCCUGUGUAAGAAGAAGCAGCCUGUGGUGCCCGAGGCGCUGGCAGACUACAUCACGGCCGCCUACGUGGAGAUGAGGAAGGAGGCGCGCACCAACAAGGACAUGACCUUCACCUCUGCCCGCACACUGCUGUCCAUCCUCCGCCUGUCCACUGCACUGGCUCGCCUGCGAUUGGUGGACACCGUGGAGAAGGAGGAUGUGAACGAGGCCAUGCGUCUGAUGGAGAUGUCCAAGGACUCGCUGCAAGCAGAGAAGAACCAGAGCACAAGAGCCCAGCGGCCGGCGGACGUGAUCUUCGCUGCGCUCAGAGAGAUGGUCCCGGAGAAGGGGGUGCGCAGCGUGCGGUUUGCGGAUGCCCUGCAGCGCUGCGUGUCGAAGGGCUUCACUCCUGUGCAGUUCGAGUCUGCGCUGGAGGAGUACGAGGAGCUCAAUGUGUGGCAGGUCAACCAGGCUCGCACCCGCAUCACCUUUGUGUAGACUCCUGCAAGCUGGCCAGCGCCUUAGAGUGGAGGACUUUCUUCGCGGCUCUGCCAGAACUGUCUUCACAGAUCACGGCCCCACCAGGCCUGUAGCUGACCGGUGCUUCACACCGGCCACUGCAGCUCAGACUGUGAGAGGCCAGACUUGUACAUACGUGUUAAUCGGUCUUUGUUAGGCAUGUUUUUCUUGUGUAAAUGGAACUUUGGCUUCUUUGAGAAGGUGUCUUUACUAUAACCUCUGCAGCAUGUUUUUAAUAUUUAGGUAAAAGAUCAGAUUCUCUCCUGAGCGCCCCCUGCUGCCAGGCUGUGACCGCUCCUGCCCAGCAGUUCCGGGGGCAGGUGCUUCUCCCUGUACUUUGUUUAAAUGCUCCCCUUCCUGCUUUACACUUUUCAAUAAAGGCCAGUUUAUUUUUCCUUUU
Messenger RNA from Lepisosteus oculatus (spotted gar), 3058 nucleotides. RefSeq names its product minichromosome maintenance complex component 7 (gene mcm7). NCBI's taxonomy places the organism in Eukaryota, Metazoa, Chordata, Actinopteri, Semionotiformes, Lepisosteidae. The record is from RefSeq and is a predicted model, not a curated record. Gene Ontology annotation, cellular component: MCM complex; nucleus. Gene Ontology annotation, molecular function: single-stranded DNA helicase activity; ATP hydrolysis activity; single-stranded DNA binding. Gene Ontology annotation, biological process: DNA replication; DNA replication initiation; double-strand break repair via break-induced replication.